Messenger RNA from Strongyloides ratti, 4224 nucleotides. RefSeq names its product Armadillo repeat and Fibronectin, type III domain and Armadillo-like helical domain and Immunoglobulin-like fold domain and Armadillo-type fold domain-containing protein. The transcript has 7 exons. Gene Ontology annotation, cellular component: cytoplasm; nucleus; adherens junction. Gene Ontology annotation, biological process: cell-cell junction assembly; cell-cell adhesion. Lineage: Eukaryota; Metazoa; Nematoda; Chromadorea; Rhabditida; Strongyloididae. The coding region runs from base 1 to 4224 and encodes 1407 amino acids. Gene Ontology annotation, molecular function: cadherin binding. The record is from RefSeq and is a predicted model, not a curated record.
AUGAUGGAACCUAUACCUGAAGAAGAUCAUGAAUCUUUAUCUUUAAUUUCACCACAUCAUUCAAUACAAUCUAAUUCAUCAUCAUUAAAUAAUAAAAGGAUCAUUGAAGAGAAACAAAGAAUGCGUGAAAUUUAUAAAUCUGAACAAAUCAACACUGUUGUUAGUACAAUACCUAAAACUGAAUUACCUGUUAGUUGGAAUAUGUCACCAACAGAAAAAAUAACAACUAUAACAACAACUGAUGAGAAUGUAUUAUUGUCGCCAACAUUAAAUUCAACACUUGAUACAUCACAAAAUAUAUUAUUUCAUACACACAUUCCACAAACAUUUAAUCAAAAUAAUAGUUUAAAUAUUGAGGGUUCAACAAAUAAUGGGAUAGGUACAACAUAUAAUUAUACAUAUGAAUGCCAUUAUGAUGAUCCAAUAACAUCAGAAAUUGAAAGUGCUGAUUUUAGUGAAGCUAAUGAUCAAGAUAUAGAAAGACAUUUUAAACAAACACAAAAAGUUACUAAAGUCACAAAAGUUACUACAACGAGGUCAGUAAGACAAAUAGAUUUAUCAAAAGGAGAUAUUCAUUUUGAUGCUGAAGGUAGCCCUAUUAUAGAUGAAUCACCAUAUAAUAUGGAUAAAGAUUCACAAAUAGAUGAAAUGAAUCAUGACCUUUCAAAUAUAUGUAUUAAAAAAAAUGAAGAAUACCAAAAUGAUGCUAUAAAUUCAGGUUUACAAUCACAUAUAUCAUAUACAAAUAAUUUAGAUAUUAACAAUAAAACAUAUGAUGAUAUAAAUAAUUAUAAUAAAAAUUUACCUAGACAACCAGGAAUUCCACAAGUAACUGAUAUAGAUUCAACAGAAGUAUCAUUAAUAUGGCUUCAUCCUCCUAAUGAAUCACCAAAUACUCCUAUAAUUGGAUAUAAAGUUGAAUAUAGACGUGGUGAAGAUGAUCCUUGGGAAGCUGCUCAUGAUGACUUAUUAGUACAAAGUGAAUGUCGAAUCACAAAUUUAGAACCUAUGGCUGAUUAUCAAUUUCGUGUAUUAGCAGCUAAUAUAAAUGGUUUUGGUUUACCAUCACAAGAAACUCCACCAAUAUUAUUAAGACCAAAAUUUGAUUCAACAAAUAGACGUUUUGAUCAGUAUCAACAUUUUAAUGCUAUUAAUGAUAGCAUGGCUGUUGGUAAGAGAAAUGAUAUAAUAGAAUGUCAACAACCAGGUCCACCAAUACCGAUAGAAAUUAAUGGUGAUACUAUCUCAUUAGAAUGGAGACCUUCAGUAAGUAAUGAUAUAUCAACACCAAUAACAGGAUACAUAGUUGAAUAUAAGGCAAAAGGACUAGAUACGUGGAUGCAGGCAAAUGAUUUUUUAAUACCAACACAUUAUUAUACUGUCUCUAAUUUACGUCCAAAUGGUGAAUAUGAAUUUAGAGUAAUUGGUAGAUGUAUAGAUGUUUAUUCAAAACCAAGUUUAUCUUCAGGAAUGAUAAAAAUCAAACCAACUAUUCCAACAAGAAGUGGUAUUAUAACAUAUAAUAAAAGUCUUCCUAUACCUGAUCAACCAUUUAUUGUAGAAACAUAUCAUGAUUCAGUUUUAAUAAAUGUAACAUCAUCAUCAUCAUCUAAAUUACAAAUUCCUGUCUCACAGACAAUAGAAUAUCGUGAGAUAGGAGACCCAAAUUGGUAUGUUGCAAAAAUAAGACAAUUACCACCAAAUAUAUUAGUAACAAAUUUACGUCCAAAUAAUUCAUAUGAAUUUCGAGCAUUUACUGUUUCACUAUAUGAUGGUUCAAGAUCACCAUCAUCAGUUAAAUCAGAUGCUGUACAAUUAAUAUGGAGUAAUAUUUUUACAAAUAAUAAUUUACAAAAUGUACCAAAAAAACCAUUUACACCUGAGUAUGUUGGGGCAGAAUCAGCUGAUAGUUUGAUUAUAUGUUGGUUACCAGCUGAGAGUUCACUACCAAUUCAAGGUUACGAAGUAGAAUUUAGAGAUUAUCAACAAGAUUCACAUAAUUGGUACAAAGUCACAGAUACACUAGUAACUGGAUGUAAGACUACAGUUGGUUAUUUACUUCAAAAUCACCAAUAUCAAUUUAGAAUUAUUGCUAAAAACGCUAUGGGUUUUUCUGAACCAUCAGAACCAUCUGAAACUAUAACUAUUACUGAAAAUGGUCCAACAACAAGAUCAAAUAAAUGGAUACCAAUAGAUGGUGAAACAUCAUUAUCACCAAUAAAAUCACCAAAAUAUGUUGAAGCUGAAAGAUAUGGAACUAUUCCAUUAUUACAAGAUGAAAUGAUAAGAGAAUCACCACCAUUACCAGAAAGAGAUGAUUCUCCACCACCAAUAAAUAGGCAAAUAAAUGUUCAAUGGCGGGAUCCAACAUUAAAAGAAGUUAUUGAUUAUUUAUCAAAUAAUGAUAUAAAUAUUGUUAUCAAUGCUUCUGGUUUAUUACAACAUCUUUCAUAUAAUGAUAAUAUUGUUAAAGAAGAUAUAAGAAAUUUAGGAGGAAUUCCAAUACUAAUAAAAUUACUUAAUAAUGAUAAUUCUGAUGUAGUACGUAACUCAGCUGGAUGUUUACGUAAUUUAUCAUUUGGUAAAGAAAAUGAUAUUAAUAAAAAAAUGAUAGCUGAAUGUGAUGGUAUAAGAUGGUUAACUACAACAAUAAAACAUUUUCCUAAUUCUCAUGUUCGUGAAGAAGCAACAGGUGCUUUAUGGAAUAUUUCAUCGUGUGAUGAAUUAAAAAUUUCAAUUUAUAAUCAAUGUGCUGAAGUUAUUGUUGAUACAUUAGUUAUUCCAUUAUCAGGUUAUAAAAAUUCAACAAAUAAACAUUUAAUAACAAUAGGUGAUAAUGAUAAUUUAAAUGAUAGUCGUGGAAGAAGUAGUAAUGUUUUUAGAAAUGGUGUUGGUAUUUUAAGAAAUAUUUCAGCAAUAAAUUCAAAUUCAAGAAAACAAUUAAGAAAUUCACCAUUAUUAAUAGAAUCAUUAUUAUUUUAUUUGCAAAAUUCUUUUAAUCAUAAUUUAAUAGAUAGUAGAUCAGUUGAGAAUGUUGUUUGUGUUUUAAGAAAUUUAAGUUAUCGUGUUCAUGAAGAAUAUGUUGGAAAAAAGCACCCAUAUAUACAGGAACAUCGUGAUUCACAAAGAAACUCAGGUAAAAGAAAUAGAGAAAGAAGUAAAAGUGCUCCAUCAGGUUCACCAAAAGAAAAAAAGAAAUCUAGUGGAUUAUUUAAAAAAAGUGGAAAAAAUAAAAAAGAUAAUAGUGAUGAUAAAGAAAAUAAUGUGUCAGGUGGAGAAUUAUUAUGGCAUAUCUCAACAAUACAAUUGUAUUUAAGAUUAUUACAAGAAACAUCAAAUAGUGAAACAUUAGAAGCUGCUUCUGCUGCUAUUCAAAAUCUUUCUGCAUCAGAACAUUCUAAUAGUCAAUAUGUUAGAACAUUAGUUAGAACAGAAAAAGGUUUACCAAUUUUAGUUGAAUUAUUAAAAGUUGAAUUUGAAAAAGUAGUAUGUUCUGUAACAACAGCAUUAAGAAAUUUAUCAAUGGAUCAAAGAAAUAGAGAAUUAAUUGGUAAAUAUGCUAUGAAAGAUUUAUUACAAAAAAUACCACGUGAAAAAUAUAUUGAAAAAUUAGAUUUAAAUGAAAAUAAAGUUGCUGAAGCAACAAUUGCAGCUGUUUUAGGUAUAUUAUUUGAAAUAGUUAAAUAUAGUGUAGAGUUUACUAAAAAUUUUCAUGAUAUUGGUGGUACUGAAAAAUUAAUGAUAUUAGCAAAAAGUUAUCCUAAUAUUAGUGCAAAAAUAUGUAAAUAUGCAUCGCAACUUUUAUAUACAAUGUGGCAACACAAAGAACUUCAUGAAACAUUUAAAAAAGCAGGAUAUAAAGAAAUAGAUUUUUAUUCAGGACCAUCAACUUCUCGUAAUACAGCUCGAGAAGCAAGAACAUUAGCAAGGCCUAUUAUUUCUCAUGAAGGAAAUAAAAAGUCUAAUAAAGAUAAUGAUUAUGGAAGUGAUAAUUAUGCAAUAUAUGAUAUUAAAAAUACUCCACAAAGUGCACGUUAUGAUUAUGGAAAUAAUAAUAAAUAUGAAAAUGGAAAUAAUGAUAUUAAUAGUGUACGUUCUGAUUCUAAAAUAAUAACAACAGGAGGAAAAUAUAAAAAAGUAACAAAUAAAGAACCAUUAUAUACAGCUGUUCAAAAAAAAGAACAUAAUUAUAUAAAUUCCCCUGCUGGUGAUAGUUGGGUUUAG